UGUUGACUCAAUUGAAAUAAUUUUGUUUUUUUUAAUUAUCAGAGAUUUUAACUGAAAACUCCGGUUUCAGGCGGGCGUCACAGAUUUGUUUUGGCCUUGCUGGCAAUAGUUAACCCAACUGAUAAUAUCGAGUGAAAACUUUAAAAAUUAAUCACCUUAAUUACUUAACUCUCAUCUUCAGUUAAUUAAUUUUAAAUACUUUCUUUUAGAAAGGCAGUUAAUUUAUCAUGCAUAGUAUAGCGUUAGACCAUAACCACCCAUAAAUAAGGCCGUUGAGAUCACCAAGUUCUUUUAGUGACGUCACAUACAGUGGUGUACUGAUGUAUGCUGAUAAGCGAUUAGCGGCCAGUUUCAAAUAUUUGUCAUUCGUUGCACAACAGUCCCGUUUGUCCGUCGGAUAUGUCGUUAUAAUCCAUCUAUAUCAAAAAUAUAAAUAACAUUAUCUUACAAAUUUUAACAAUACCAUAUGCAUGCGUAGUUCCAAAAUAUAAAGGGAACUACAAAAAUGGGCCUGAAGUAUCAAUUUUUAAAUUUCCGAAAAGUGAGGAAAUAAAACGGAAUUGGAUUAUUACAUUAAACGAAACAGUUAUCAACUAACUGUUAAUGGUCGAGUUACAGAAAGAUAAUCAAGAAAACAUGGAUAAUCAAGGAAAAGGCCUUAUAAAAGCCUUAGAAACUUGGGCAAAGAAUGUAACAAAAGGUUACAGAGAUGUUAAUGUUCGUGAUAUGUCUGUUUCUUUUAGAGAUGGACUUGCAUUUUGUGCCAUUAUUCAUCAUUAUCGUCCUGAUCUCAUUGAUAUUGAUUCACUUUCAAAAGAAAAUAUAUUGGAAAACAAUCAAUUGGCUUUUAGUGUUGCAGAAAAGCAACUUGGAGUACCAGCUCUUUUAGAUGCAGAAGACAUGGUUCAAUUUUCAAGGCCAGAUCGCUUGAGCAUAAUUACUUAUUUAUCCCAACUGCAUAAUUGUUUUGAAAAUCAAAAUAAAAUGCGAUCUGGUUUUAAAAGGUUGCAAACUAACAAUAUUUCUGUACGACCCUCAAAGGUAUUAGCUGCAGAACCAAAACUUACUAAUAGACGAGUUGAGGUUUGCCAAGUCUGCAACAAUCGGGUUUUCAUUCUUGAAAGGCUCAUUGUGGAUAAUAAGCUUUAUCAUACAGCUUGCUUUAGAUGCUUUAAAUGUAAAGCUCUACUGAAUCCUGGUGCUUAUAUUGAAAGUGAUACUCCAGGAAAAUAUGAAUGUACUGUGUGUUUGCCGGAAGACAAAUUGAGCAGCAUGGAGACAGAUGAUACGGAAUCGCAUAGUUCACUUGAAGAAAAAUGUGAUGUUUCUAUGAAUUCUGUUUCAGAGCCUUUACAUAAUAUACAGAACAAUGUUGUAACGAAGUCUCCAUUGUCUGAAUCUGUGAACCAAGCUCGAGUAAGCUUUUUGGAACGAAGUUUAAAUAAAUCAGAUUCAAGUACCAAAUUCUCCCUCACCAACAAAACGCCAAGUUCAUUAGAGAAUGAACUUCCAAGAAAUGGAAUAUCAGUGAAGGACAAAAUUAGUGUUUUUGAAUCCAGUAAAGUAUCUAAAGCAGACUCCCCACCAUCUUUAGAGCCGACUUCACCAACCAACCUCAGAAAGUCACCAACACCAAAAUCACUGUCAUAUUUAAAUACUUCUUUAAAUCAAUCUCCAAAACCCAGUGUUAGACUGUCAAAGUUAUCUACUGUUACUCCAGAUAAUAGUGAAAAAUCAAAUGAAGACAAAACAAUUAUGAAGGCUACUGAAAUAGAUACUAUACAUGCAGAUCAUAGUUCCACUGUAAAAGAAUUCACAAAUGAUUCAAAUUCAAUUGAAACCAAAUCAGUCUGUGAUAAUGUCUCUUCCAAUGAAGUUCCUCUUUCAGAUCCUACUCUUUCUUUGGUUAGCAAUAGUAUCAGUCCUUUGAAAACUUUACCUAAGGAUUUGGACAAAAAUGUUAUUUAUAAAAGUUCAAUAGGGGAAUACAAGAGUCCAUUAAAAUCUUCGCGUGAUAUUUUUCAAACUAAUAUUCAGCCUUUGAAACUUACUAUUCCGACUAUAAAUACCAGUGUAAAUUCAGAAUCAUCUAGUUUGCCUACGACACCUCUUUCCCCUUCUACAGAUCACAUUAAAUCGAAUGAAAUCGCACACAUCAGACCAUCUUAUAACAAGUCUUUGACUCGUCCUCUUAGUUAUUCCAACUUGCAAGUCAAACAGAAGUCUGAUGACAUAACUGACAGCAAUUCAUCUAGCAUGCUUUCAAAUGAAAGAAGUGAUGCAACUGUUAGGAGCAAAGCACUUUCGCUUGAUAAAAAUUCUGAAUUAAAAAGUAGUGUUUCACUUAAUCUUAUUUCGAAAACUGACAAUAAAGAUCCUGUUUCAACAAUUAAUGAGCAAACAAAUAUGACUAUGAGUUCUACUACUAUUACCAAAAUAUCUCCUAUUCCAUCAAUAAGACACAGUAUUGAAUCCAAGAAGCUAGAUUUGCCGCCAAAAGAAAUUAAAAUCUCCAUAAGAACGCCUGAACCUUCGUUCCCCAAAAGCACAGUUAUAGAGAAAAAGGAGAAAGAAGAUGCACCUGUAAAGCAGCUUGUUCCCAAAGACGAAGAAGAAGAAACUUACCCAGAUGAUUUAAAUCCUUUUGGUGACGAGGAGGAAAAUGAGGAAGAAGAAUAUCCAGAUGAUUUGAAUCCUUUUGGUGAUGAUGAAGAAGAAAAGCCACGUAAAGUAUUUGAAGGGGUGUGUGCUGAUAACUACGAUGAGUCAAAGAAUCCAUUUGCAUCAGAUGAAGAAGAAGCUGAAAGUUCGCUUACAGCAAACACACCAUCGCCUAGGCCAUAUAGAUCUCAAAAUAAUUCACCCUUUGGAACAAUUUCGUCUCCAACCGGAUCACUUAGAGGGACAACUAAAAAGAGGAAAGCCCCACAACCUCCUAAACUUAGUGACAUCUUCCCCAAUAAUGACUCUCCUGAUAGCUCCUCGAAGCCGUCUCCAUCUGUGAGUCGAAGAGGUCUUGAGACUCCUUCACCUAAACUCAGAAAAAGUAAACCAGCUCCUCCUCCACCACCUACGCCAUCUCCUAGACAAAAUGGUGUGUCACCCACUGGGAAACAACCUCAACCUAAAGAAGAGGAUAAUAAGUCGGACUCCGCUGCCAAAGAAUCCAAACGACGAAAAAGACCUGCCCCUCCUGUACCAAUUCCAAUGCGAAAAGAUAAAAAGAAAAUUCCACUUAAAGAAAUAUUGCGUGAAAUGAAAGAAAUUGAAGCAAAACAAAGAGAUCUUGAAACUCAAGGCCGGCAAAUAGAGCUUUUAAUUAGAGAUAGAGAUAAAGAUGAGGAACCUUCUGUUGAAGAAGAAGAAAACAUUAUGCAAUUAUUUGAAUUAGUAAACCAGAAAAAUGCUCUUUUCCGUCGUCAAGCUGAACUUAUGUAUAUAAAACGCUCUCAACGUUUAGAAGAGCAGCAAGAAGAAUUAGAAAAACAAAUACGAGAGUUAAUGGCUAAGCCUGAAAGUGAGAAAACUGAAGAGGAAAAGGUGAGAGAAGAAGAACUUAUUUAUGAACUUACUGAUAUUGUUGACCAAAGGAACUCUAUAAUUGACAGCAUUGAGAUGGAUAGGAGGAGGGAAAUGGAAGAAGAUGUCAGUGUCCAGGAGCAAAUUGAAAUAAAAAAUGGUGACUUACCAAUUGCAGCUGAACUAAAAGAGAAAAAUAAAGGUAAAGAUAAGAAGGAAAAAAAAGAAAAGAAAGAGAAAAAGAAGAAAGAAAAGAAGAAAAAAGAAAAAAAUUUAGAAAGUGGAGAUAGUGGGAAAAAUACCCUAAGGAAGAAAUUAUUUAAAUAAAAUUUAGAUUUUAAAUUAUUUAGAUCAAUUGCUAAAAUAUUAAGAAUAAAAAAUAUUAAUAGUUGUGUUUUGAAAUAUUUAGAUAAAUUACCAGAACACUAAUGAUAAGAAAAUGUGUGCAUAAUGGAUGCAAAAUUAAUAGAUAUUUUAGAAUUAAAUUAAAUUAUAGCCUUUCCUCAAUCUCGUUUAGAAAAAUGGUGCUAUUGUCCUCCUUUUGAAUAGAGCCUUUUAACUUAUAAAACUACUUAGCUUAAUAUCUUUUUAAUGAUAGCUUUAUUUUUUGUUUUGUUUGUAUUCCAUUUAUAAAGUCAUAAGUGCAACUUCUAAACAAGAAUUUUUAAAUUCAUCUUUAACCAUAUACGAAAUUCAUUCGUAAUCAUUUUAUAGAGCUUAAUGAGGGGAAAAACAUGUUAAAACAGUUUCAGAUUAUCAGUUUUCGAAUUUUACUCAUUUUAAAUUGUACAGAAACACCAGGAACCUUCUUUUUUUAUUUAUUUAUUUAAUUAUAAUAAAGAUUUGGCAAAAAAGUUAAUCCUGUAUGCUUUCAUUUGAUAAUAACAUGCUUUUAAAGCUGAAAAAUUGAGUGUUUACAAAAUGUCUCAUAACAUGUUUUCCCAGAAAGUUCUUUACUUAUUAAAGUUGUUUAUUCAUUCCAACACUUAUUGCUAUUUGUUCUUAUCAUUUGCUUUAUAUCUUCAUUCCGAGCACUUUUAGCAUUUCAUAUUUUUCUCAUUAGAGUAUUUAAAGCUUGCAUUAUUUUUAUAUUAAAUAUUGUGAAUUAAUUUUGUAUAUAGAACUCAAUCAUGCUAACUAGAAGUAAAAAUUAUUUAGACUUUUGAAAUCGGAGUCAGCAAAAAGUUAUGAAUGGUUACUUAAUUUCUCAAUUAUUGUCACAAUUUUAAUAUUAUUGUCACAAUUUUAAUAAGUGCACAAAUUAUUAUAUAUUUUUUUUAUAAAUUGCUUUGAUAAAUUGAUUGUAUUUUAAUUAUUUCAAAAUUAUGUAAUAUAAUUACUUUUAUCAUUUUUGUUACAUUGUUGUGAAAAAUACUAGUCAGUGUUUAUGUUUUUGUUACAUAUAUAUUUUUAUAAGAAAAGUAUGGAUAAAUUUGUUUAAAAUCUCAUAAAAAAUUUUCAGGCCUCCAUUACUGAUAAAAACAAUGGAAGAUUCUAAUUAUGAGUAAAUUUAACUGACCCUGUAAAAAUAAAAUGUUUCCACAUUUUAGUGUCAAAUUAGGAAGCCAUAUUUUUUGAGAAAUGUUCUUUUUUUCAGCUUAUACUUUGUGCUGCUAUAUAUAGUUUUUAAGGGAAAAACUGAAAAAGCUAAAGCAAAUUUUCAUUUAUGUUGAUUGUGAAUUAUUUUUAUAAUGCUAUUUGUAGAUGUGAAAUAAAAGUGAGAUAUUUUAUUGUGA
This is a messenger RNA of Parasteatoda tepidariorum (common house spider), 5255 nucleotides long. The record is from RefSeq and is a predicted model, not a curated record. NCBI's taxonomy places the organism in Eukaryota, Metazoa, Arthropoda, Arachnida, Araneae, Theridiidae.